Poecilia latipinna (sailfin molly) is the source of this 1552-nucleotide messenger RNA. RefSeq lists its product as uncharacterized. The record is from RefSeq and is a predicted model, not a curated record. NCBI's taxonomy places the organism in Eukaryota, Metazoa, Chordata, Actinopteri, Cyprinodontiformes, Poeciliidae. Gene Ontology annotation, cellular component: membrane. Bases 17 to 1528 code for a protein of 503 amino acids. The transcript is spliced from 5 exons.
GGUUUUUGUCUCAGUCAUGGGGCUCAGUCAGUGGAGGAACUUCCUCUUUAUUCUGGCUAUUGCUGCCCACAUUUGUGUCUUGCAUUAUGCUGCUUCAGGUCAGUCAUGUUCAAAACACAAAUGUACUUUCAAAUUUGUUUUGUCGUGUUCACAGUUCACAUAUAUGUACUUUCUAAUCUCAUGUUUAUCAGUUUCUGUUAGAUUUAAAAGUAAAGGAAAGUGCUAUGGAGAAGUUCAAAUCCAAGACAAGAAUUUGGAAACAUUCGAUGAUGACAGAUGGCACUUCAACAACAGCAAAGUGCUUUGCAGAAGCACCAGUUGUGGGACACCAGUUCAGGAGUCACUGAAGCCAGAGACGACAUCCCCCGAUUUUUGGUGUACGGGAAAUGAAAACUCUUUUGAUAAAUGUUGGCGCAUGAAUAACAAGACCCAGAACUCAACUGGCAACAAGGCGUUUGUUGUCUGUUCAAAUGCCAUUUCUCAGCCCAGAAUCUCACUGACACUUCCUAAUGGGACGUCGAUUAACUCGUCACAUGCAGAAAUCCCCAGGGGUUCCAACUUCUCCAUGGAGUGCUCAGUUGACUCAAUCCCUGGCAAAUUGAAAUUUUAUUUCCUUCGGCAAUAUAAUGGCAAUUCUACAAAAUUAGAAAGCAACCAUUCACCUUAUUUUAACAUUUCCAAGGCUGAUUAUAAAAACGAGGGCAACUAUAGCUGUAGGUAUACAGUGAAUGGAGUGUACGAGUCUGAUGAGUCAGGAUGGAUUCAUGUCACUGUGAGAGAACCGUGGUGGAAACUGCUGUUUUACAUAUUGCUGGCCGGGUUCCUGGUGCUUCUGAUGGUUUUGCUGGUUGCCUGCCUAGUCUGCAGAAGAAGAAAACGGGCUGAAAAGCCAAGUGACGUGGUCUUAAAUCAAGUGACGGUUAGAAACAGUUACAUAGACGAUGAGGAAGAGGAAGAGGAAGAGAGGGACUAUGUAAACGUUGAGCCGGUGAACACCAACAGUCUGGGAACUGAGGAAAUGGACGUGAAGGACAGUGAUUCAAACGACUACGAAGACCCUUCACAGGAUAAAAAUGACAGCAGUGAUGAUGAGCAUGAUUAUGUCGAUACCACUCUGGGUCCCAUUGCUGCAAAGGACGGCACUAAAGGACACAGUGAGGAAGAGGACAGCAGUGAAGAUGAGCAUGACUAUGUAAAUCCCACUCUGGGUCCUGUUGCUGCAAGGGACGGCACAAAAGGACAGAGUGAGGAAGAGGACAGCAGUGACGAUGAGCAUGACUAUGUAAAUUCCACUCUGGGUCCUGCAGCUGCAAGGGACGGCACAAAAGGACAGAGUGAGGAAGAGGACAGCAGUGACGAUGAGCAUGACUAUGUAAAUUCCACUCUGGGUCCUGCAGCUGCAAGGGACGGCACAAAAGGACAGAGUGAGGAAGAGGACAGCAGUGACGACGGGGAGGACUAUGUCAACUUAGAGGAACAAAUUGUGGAUAUAUAUGGAGAAGACCUGGAUAUUUAUCAAAACCUUUAGACAGUACACUGCAAAAAAAAAAAA